AUGAACCGAUCACUUCGUCUGGCAGAUCUAGGCAAGCUAUCCGGCACGCCCGUCGCGAGUGGAGGCGGCAAGCUUGCACAAUGCCGCAGUUCCGCGCAACCAAUCCAUUGCAUUCACAUUUGGGCGCGUUUCCUGCUCUCUCUCGCCCUGCUAGCAGUGUACAUUGGCUCAUGCAUCGCUCAACCUAUUCAAGAAAUGUCUUCGACCAGCUCCGAUGCUACGACGAUGCAGCAAGCGGAAGCGUUCCACCUUGACGACCUGCUGCGCACGUUCAAGCUUCAAUUGGCAGACGUGAAAGCUUCCAAUCCCGACUGGGCGUCCAAUGUCCGUGUGAAUGCGAUGCUCAAAGAGCAAAGCGUUCCUGCGUCGUCGGCCCUGGCACCCACCGCCACGAGCACCGGCACAAAUGUCCGAACGAGAAUUGCGAACAACAAGACCAGUGGGAAAUCGACGGAAUGCCAGAACAUCACCGCUUUGGCACCGUACGACAAGAGUGGAAGGGGCUGUUGUCCUCCAGUCACGCACGACUCUAAUUGCUGCUGGAACGCAAAGGUGAGCCUUUGCAUGUUGGAUCCCAUUGCAAUAUUGCGCUGCCUCACGGGGUUCGAGGAGUCGUGCCGAUGUCGAGCUGAUAUGUUGUCUUGUCAUCAUUCGCCGUAGGGAUCUGGAACAUUUUGCGGGUCCAUCACUCGGAGAGGAGAAGGUUUACGUCUGGAGUUUGACCUGAUCAGGCAUGAAUUGUGUGCUGGAUGA
Molecule: messenger RNA, 753 nt
Organism: Ceraceosorus bombacis
Lineage: Eukaryota; Fungi; Basidiomycota; Exobasidiomycetes; Ceraceosorales; Ceraceosoraceae
Source: the annotation of a GenBank genome assembly